CCGGUUGUACCUCGGGACUGCUCGAGUCUGGGAAUUCGCGCCAUGGUAAGAACACUACAACGGAAGAAACAGAUUUGGAGAAGAUGCACGCUGUCAAAGGACUCAAAUGCAUUGGGCCAAUCCGUGGACGUCAUCGAGGUCAGUAUGUCGAUUUGAGCAGCUAGUAGGCCGCCCAGCCGAGCUCAAACUCGUGGACCCUUUUCACGUGUUCGGGAGUCCAUGUGUUCCGAGCACUACUGCCAAAACCCAGAAUCAGAUAAACGGAGAGCACUUCUUCUUUGCCGCUUUCCUUUUCAAUUUCUUUCAAUCGACCUCGAGGAUAUUUUUAGGGCUCUAAUCUGCACGGGAAAGGCAUAGCUGUAGGACGGUAGGACCCUUUUCUGGUAAUAAUAUGAUCACCUUUCACUGGUUUAGAGCAUGUUUCAAAAUGGAGACAUUGGGAGUUUUACAGGCAUCCCGGGGUCGGAACAGGUCUCGAAUCGAUCGGUCGAUCGAUGGCAUUGCAUCGCAUCACCCGGCAGAGGGUGCCCUCAGGUGUUACCAGCGUAGGCUCCGCAUAUGAUACCGGGAUAUAAUAUCAUUGUGCACAACUCUUGUCAGCUAUUCUAGCUACAGCAGCCAAGAACCUUCUCUCCCUCUUGAUAUUUCCUGUGACCGAUUUAUGACGAGUGCGGACUUAGCAUCGGGCCUGGGCUCAUGAUGAGGGCUCGCCUUGUGUAGGCGAGCCGUCCCUCUCACUGUUGCAUUGAGUAGAGCUCGGUUUAUCUCCGAGGUGUCCAUGGAGAAUGAAGGGAGGACCAAGGGCCCAAGGGGAUUGGAUGAGAUGAAGUUGUAAGUCAGAGUUCUUCCUGCGGAGGGAUUUCCAGAAAAGUGCUGUUGUAUUUUGAGGUAUCGACAAGGCUUUACAGGUGGUGGAAGAUGCGAUCGCAACUGGUUGAAAAAGGUCUUUUUGUAGUUAGGGUUCGCAGGCGUGCAGUCAUCCAAAGUUGCCGAGAUAGACAAAUAUUGCAUGCAUUGAACCUAUGCUGUUGUGAAACAGGAGCCGUCUGGAAAUUUUCCUCGGGUGUGUGGGGAAAUAUGGUUGAGGGUACGCACCUUGACUCAUCAAUGGAUAUAUGGAAUAUGGCUUUGCAGAUGUGUCCAAAAAGGUGGUCGGUUGUAAAUCCAAAAGCUCCCAUGCUCGCAACAAACCCCACCGACCGCGUUUGCUCUGUCACUUGCCUUUCAGUGCCGUCAGCAUCCCCGUCAAGGUCUCCCUUCUCCUCUUGAACAGUCACUUCAUCUCUUCGAAGGCAAGAAACAGUCCACUGUGUCAAAGAUCUUCAGAAGUCUACCGAUUAGUGCAGUCUGUAGCAACAUUUCCACCCCCAGACAGGGUGUGAACGAGCUGACUAGGACGCCGAAGUGUGUCGAGGUUUUUCUGGCAUCAGUAUCUGGUCCGGCGGGUCCAAUUCAUCCAAUGCAAUUCCUUGCUAGAGACGUCCGGUAUCUUACCCAUGGGUUAGUCCAGCACUUCGAGUCUGAGCAGUGAGGAAGCUGGAUCUGAAGUAAAUGUCACAGAACUUGCUAAGAGCUGGGAUCAUGAGAGAGCUCCUUGCAGUAGUUCUUAAGUACGGGGGAUGAAUGUUCGCUCGAUGAUAUACAAUCAUGGAACCAGAUGCCUCUGUUGCCGCUCCGCUGGUCUUCUUGUGAGUAGUACAGUAACCCGGAGCGUCGCUUUUCGUGCCCAAAUCAUGAUUAUGCACCUAGUGCUCCCUUUGCAGGUUUUCACAUUAUCCUCACAUGUGAUAGACCCGAAUAUGUUGAAGCCAAGAGGCUUUCGCUAUAUUUAACGAAAACAUGCACCAAAGGUAAUCCAGAUAGCAAGCGAUACAUAUUUUUGAGCUAUUCUCUCUCUCUCUCUCUCACUUCUGUCCUUAAAGAGCACUAGGACGCAGUAGAGCACGGUAUUCCAUCCGCAGCAUACAAUAGCAGAACUGCUAAGGUUUGACAUAGAUUUCCAAAACAACUCUUCCUACUCCAGUCAUAUUGAUGUAGUGCGAUUUUGUUCCUGAUCUCUUGUUCACCCGCCAGUGGGCCACUUAUUCUUAAAGGAAAAACCGGG
Messenger RNA from Marchantia polymorpha subsp. ruderalis, 2104 nucleotides. The record is from the annotation of a GenBank genome assembly. NCBI's taxonomy places the organism in Eukaryota, Viridiplantae, Streptophyta, Marchantiopsida, Marchantiales, Marchantiaceae.